Colossoma macropomum (tambaqui) is the source of this 4137-nucleotide messenger RNA. Its product is annotated as NLR family CARD domain-containing protein 3. Gene Ontology annotation, biological process: regulation of apoptotic process. Gene Ontology annotation, molecular function: protein binding. NCBI's taxonomy places the organism in Eukaryota, Metazoa, Chordata, Actinopteri, Characiformes, Serrasalmidae. The record is from RefSeq and is a predicted model, not a curated record. The transcript is spliced from 7 exons. Bases 488 to 3247 code for a protein of 919 amino acids.
UCGAGUUAUGUAGGUUCGCUGGAUCUAUAGCCUAUACUGAGGUGUUUCUCUUUGUUUGACAUCGGCUGUUCGCGGUUUAGGUCUCAUGUCGGGGGCUUCCGACAGAAGACUGACUUCGGACUGGCAGCUGAAGUUUCGGUUUGAGCGGGAGAGAAAGAAAGGAAAGGUAUUUUGUUUACCACUGAAGAGAUUUCCAUGAGAAAACCUGUUUACGAUAAGUAGGCUGAUAUCAGUUCUGAGCCUGUACUAAUAAUGUUACAAUAGCAUCUCAAUACCACUGAACAAAAGAGGGCAUAAUAUAAUGUAGCGUAUAAAGUGUCUUGAAGCAGAAGCAGUAGCCCCGUAGAUGUAGGCUGAAGCCUUUCAACAGAUAUUGACACAAGAAGAAACAACUCAUCAGCAACUUAAGUGAAGAAGUUUUUCACAGAAUCUCCACCAGUGGCUGGCCUGCUUAGUGUUUACUGUCAAUUUCCUCUAACAAAACCUGAUGGCUUUGGGACCAUGCAGUGAAGAGAUACAAAAACGUCGAGUGGAGCUUGUGGAGAACUGGAGCACACACCUGGACCCUCUCCUGGAACUCCUCUUCAAUGUGGGAACGGUGACGGAGGAGGACCUCAGCUUUAUUAGAGGUGGAGGGUGCACAGGUGAACGGGACUGCUUAAGGACACUGCUGGAUGUUCUUCAAGGCAGAGGAGAGGAAGCAUGUCGAGCCUUUCUGUAUGUGCUGUCCAAUGUUCCGCCUUCGUCUGCGAUUGGUGGAGCCACCCUGUUUCCCCAGAACACUCUGAAGGAACAUCUCCAAAAACACAAGGACAUUGUAGCCAAGCAACAUGCUCCAGCCAAUUACCUCAGCAUUGCAAGACGGGCCUCCAGGCCUGCCGAGGUGGACUCUUUCACAGACAUUUCUUUUUCAAGGCAUGUGGGAUACCUUGUGCCACUUCAGUACCAGCACGAGGCAGCAGUGGUUGGGGAUCCCUUCAGGGCAGGGCGGGGUGAGGCUAGGCGGCAGGGUGAGACUUGUGCUUUUAGAGAUGUAUAUGAAAGCCUGGUUUCUGCCUCAAAAGAUGGUGUGACGCUGCUCUCUGGGGUUGCUGGAAGUGGCAAAACCACAGUUGUAAGACAGCUGGUGCAAGAGUGGGCUGCAGAUGCAGACUCCCAGAAAAUCGUCUUGUCCAUGUCUUUCCGUGAAAUAAACCUGAUUACUGAGCCCCAGAGCCUACAAGGGCUGAUAUCUGAUCAUUAUAGUAAUUUAAAGCCUAUCUUGCCAGACUUAAUGACCUCAAACCAAAGCCAGAUUUUGCUUAUCCUGGAUGGGCUUGAUGAGUUCUGUUUCCCUUUGGACUUUGACCGCACCCCUAAAUGUUCAGACACUGAGCGGGAGCUGUCUGUAGGAGCGCUGGUGGUGAAUCUGAUCAAGGGCAACCUUCUGCCAGGCGCUGCCAUUCUUCUCACUUCUCGGCCCCAUGCUGUCACCAAAGUACCCCAGCUGUUGGUCAGGCAGUUCUACAGUGUGUUGGGGUUUUCCCCAGUUCAGCAGCGGCAGUACUUUGAGCAGAACUGCAGCUCUAGCCAAGCUGCUGUUGCAGUAUGGAACUUUGUGUCUUCCCACAGACCCCUUCAGCUCAUGUGUCACAUCCCUGCCUUCUGCUGGAUUGUCUCCACUGCUUUGCACGAUGGCACUUCCUGCCUCUUUUCUGACAUGGCAUUAAUGGGUGCUGCAUCGCAAGAAAGUAGAAGUGGCUGCACUGAGGCAGUAAGUGGUGAUAAAUGCUAUGAUCAAUCCUCAUCUGAGCCAAAUACGUGGGUAGCAAAUGGCCUAGCUGCUCAAAGUUGCUCCAGACCGGUCACGAUCACUGAAAUCUACUGCUGCUUCCUUAAAUCCAUCGUUGUCUUCCAUGUGGGUGGUUGUGUGGAGGGCAUGCAUCUCAACAGGCUCCAAGAUGCCCCUCGUGUCCUAAAGGAGAACAGAGUGAAGCUCAGAAGUCUAGGAGCUUUGGCCUUCAGAGGCCUGGUGGAGAGACGAUUCCUUUUUGACCUCUCAGACCUGGACUCUUUCUCCCUGGAAAGCUGCGAGCUGUCACGAGCUUUCAUGGUGGAAAUCCUUAAAGAGGACAAAGCUUCACUCACCUACGAAAAGAGCUUCCAUUUCAUCCAUACCAGUGUGCAAGAGUUCCUAGCUGCACUUUAUUAUGUGUUAGAGUCAUUCUCAGGUUCAGACCCAUUCUCAGGACUCAAGCCAACGGUGGGCCUGCUGCCUCCAGCAAUGCACAAGCAUCUAGUGACUUUUGUUAAUAAGCUGCGACAGCCACAACAUCUCUUACGCAGACGUGUUAAGAAAGCUCUCCACUGCGGAGAGAGUCAUCAAUCAGGACACAUGGAUCUCUUCUGCAGAUUUGUGUCUGGCCUGUUAGUCCCCAAGACCCGUUUCAUCUUGGAUGGUCUUUUCUCUGGUGAGCCCAGACCUCGAUUGCCCUCAUGUGUGCCUUUGCCUUCCACGCCUUUUCCCUUCGUCCUGCAGCUGCUGCGCUCCCAGCUUCACAGCUCCAGCCUCAGUCCAGAGAGGCAGCUGAACGUGUGCCACUGCCUUUAUGAGGCUCAGGACCCAGAGCUACCUCUGCGUCUGCAGCGCUGGCUGAAGGUUCUUUCCCAGCAGACCUCAGGUCAGUGUGACUCAGUGAACAGGGACUGGAGUGAACUGGCUUUUCUCCUGCAGCUGAGCCCAGACCUGCAGCAGCUGAAUCUGGAUGCUCAGGGGCUGGAUGCAGAGGGACUGCACAGACUGCUGCCUGUGCUUCCCCUCUUCUCCACCCUCAGCGUGGCACAGAAUCCUCUUGGUCCAGAGGGGGCAGAGGUGUUAUCUGCAGCACUGCGGAGCCCGGACUGUCAAAUCGAAAGGCUUUGGGUGGUAUCAACAGAGCUGGGCUGUGAGGGGCUCAAGAAUUUAACAAAGGGACUUAAAGACAACCACACAGUGUUUGACCUCAGAAUGGCAAUCAAUCGUAUUGGUGACGAUGGAGCUGCUAGCCUUGCUGAGUUAUUGAAGACCAAUCGCACUCUGAGAGAUAUCAGGCUUCGAGAUAAUUUAGUGACAGACAGAGGAGCAGAACUCCUGAUGGAAGCCCUGAUGGAGAACACUACUUUAGAAUACCUCUGGUUGUUUGACAACAAGCUUUCCAAGGAGUGUGUUCAGCGGCUCAAAGAAUUUUCAAAGAGCAGAUCCAACCUUGACAUCAAAGUCUGUUACUGAAACCACAACCAGCAAUGUGUUUGACAACCAGGUCUAGUGUUAUUGAGACACAUACUUUAGUAUGUCAUUUUCUGUGGUGGUGAUAGUGAAUUGAUAUAAGGGAAUAUGUGCAAAUCAAGACUUUUUGUUACAUUGUAGUGAAAGUAUUUUUUAACUUUGUUUCAUAGAAAUUCUGGAGAAUUUUAACAGUAAAGGGCAACUUAUCCUAUCAGAUCAUGCACAUGAAUUUGCCAACAGAACAGCAAUUCCCAAAACAGUAUUCCCAAGUACAACUCUACAAUUUAUUCUAGCCCUAACCUUAACUAUAGGCAAAUUGGACAGAGCAGACUUUUACAAUUUUGCAACCAUGAAACCAUGUGAAAUUUACCAUGACCAUAAUCAAGGCUGAUAGAGAAACACAAUGUACAGAUCUAGAAAUUUGACCUGCUCAGCAGUCUAGUCUGUCAUGCUGAAAUAACAUCUACUUUCACAAUGAUUUUACAUAGUUUGCACUGUUUUAAAGUGAGUUCUACACUGUUACCAUCAUAGACAAAUUGCACACGUACUUUCUUGGUAUGCAUAUGCCUUGACUCACCGUCUACUUCUGGUUGUGUGCAUCACAUGCAAAGGGAGGAGAGGAAGAGUAAAUGCUGCCUUUUCAUGCCUGGUCAUGUGCCUAUUGAAUUCGCUAUAAGGAAAUGAUUGUAUUAAAAACAUGAUUCCCCUUCCCCAUCAUUCCUUUCAGCCCACCAGAUCAAACUGUUUGCCUGCACUGGACAUGCAGGCAGUCUUUUUACCUUCUACCAGACAUUCAGCAAAACAAUAUUCAGUUCAGAUGGUAAUAUUUUACAGUUUUAUUCUGGUUUAGCAUUCUGACUGUUACAGUAAAUGACAAAUAUAUUUAUUUAUUU